GUUCCAUCGCGUUCUCGUUUUUAUUAUCGUGCGAAAACCAGCCAGUGUUUGAAAAAUUAAAUAUCGAAUUUGUGAAGUGCCAGUGUUUUUGGUUAUCUGUGGACUGUGAUUGUCAUUUUUUCCCGCGCGCGCCACCAUGACCUAGCCAUGCGUCUGCUCUUGCUCCUAGCGCUGGCGUGCGCGCGCGUGCACGCGUGUCCCUGGGCGUGCGGCUGCCGGCCCGCCGCCGCCGACUGCGCGCACCGCUCGCUUCUGCACGUGCCGAAGAAGCUGCCUACAGACGCGCACAGACUAGAUCUCCAAGGAAACAACAUCUCUAUUAUCUUCCAGAGCGACUUUCAGAACUUGAAGGAUUUGAAAACUCUGCAAUUAUCCGAAAACCAAAUCCACACAAUCGAGCGAGAUGCGUUUCUGGAGCUCACCGCAUUGGAGAGGCUGAAAUUGAACAAUAAUCGUCUGGGCCACUUGCCAGAAGGUCUUUUUAUGAGAUUGAGGCAUCUCCAGAGAUUAGACCUAAGCCGUAACGAGCUGACGGCGAUCAGUCGACGAACCUUCCGCGGUCUCUCGGCAUUGAAGAGUCUACAUCUUGACGGAAACCAGCUCAAAUGCAUUGACGAAAAAGCGUUGGAAAACUUGAAAAGUCUAGAAGUAUUAACCCUAAACAACAACAACUUGACCUACCUCUCAUUGGAGCCGGCAGCUGUCGCGCGACUACACACAUUGCGAUUGACGGACAACCCAGUCGUGUGCGAUUGUCGUGUCGCACGAUUGGCUAGCGCUGUGAAGAGUACUGGCAUUUUGGGAGUUGGCGCAAGAUGUCAAGCCCCUGCCACCUUAAGAGGAGCUCUUCUGACGGAUUUGGAGGCGCACGAAUUAAUAUGCAGUGGACCAACAACAGCAAUUCCAGGAGAAUGUUCAGCGGAGCCCCGCUGCCCUCCCCCCUGCCGAUGCACCCCCGAGGGCACCGUUGACUGCAGAGAGAAACUGCUGUCGGAACUGCCUUCUACCAUCCCUCAUAGAGCUACUGAGAUCCGCCUAGAACAGAACGAGAUAACGGAGGUGGGCGCAGGCGCAUUUUCGGCGGUGAAGCGAAUCGCGCGCAUCGAUCUGAGCAACAAUAAGAUCACGAAGUUAGCUGCAGAUGCGUUCACUGGGCUGACGCACCUAACUUCACUGGUCUUAUACGGAAAUAAAAUCAAGGAGCUACCUACGGGCAUAUUCCACGGAUUAUCUUCUUUACAGCUGCUAUUAUUGAAUUCGAACGAAAUAACCUGCGUACGAAAAGACACCUUUCGAGAUUUGCAGAACUUGAAAUUAUUAUCGUUGUAUGAUAAUAACAUCAGGUCUCUUCCCAAUGGCACGUUUGCUGCGUUGACCGGCAUCCAAACAUUGCAUUUAGGUCGCAAUCCGUUCGCCUGCGACUGCUCCCUACGCUGGCUCGCCGCGUACCUGCGGAAAAACCCUAGCCUUGAGACAUCUGGAGCCAAAUGUGACUCUCCGAAGCGGAUGGCUCGGAAACGUAUAGACGCACUCAGGGAGGACAACUUUAAAUGCAAACCUGGUGAAGAGACAGCGAACGCCUGCACGGACGCCGCAGCUUGCCCGUCGGCGUGUUCUUGCGAGUACGCCGCGCGCGCCGUGAGCGUGGCGUGUGCACGCCAGGGACUUGUUGAAGUACCGAGGGAUCUGCCACUCAACACUGAUGCCCUGUUGAUGCCAGACAACAGUCUAGGACAGAUUAAAUCGGACGGACUAUUCGGUCGGCUCCCAGAUCUUAUAAAACUGGAUUUUAGGAACAAUGGUAUCACAGUUAUUGAAGACAACGCGUUCGACGGUGCUGCCAACAUUCAGGAGUUGCUGCUUGAUGGAAACAUGCUGCAAACGGUUACUGACAAGAUGUUCUUCGGACUGCACAGUUUGGGGACUCUAUCUCUCACAGACAACAAGAUCAGAUGCAUCACUCCUGCCGCCUUUGACCACCUCACCAUGCUUUCUACGCUAAACUUAGAGAGCAAUCCACUAGAGUGCAACUGCCACACAGCGUGGCUGGCGGGCUGGUUGCGAGUGCGCCGCCUGGCCCCGGGUGCCACAUGCGCGGCGCCGCCGCAGCUACGACAAGCGCAGUUACACGCGCUCGACCAGGCGGACUUCAAGUGCGAGCCGGAAGACAAAGGCUGUCUAGCAGCUGAUUAUUGCCCGGCGCAGUGUUCUUGCACCGGCACCGUCGUGAGAUGCUCGCGAGCGCAGCUGACUUCCUUGCCCAGUAAUAUCCCAAGACAGACCACUGAAUUAUACCUAGAAUCCAACGAUAUCACCAGCAUCUCACCGGAACAAAUCCAACAUCUAACCCAGCUCACCCGCCUGGAUUUAUCCAACAACAAGAUUGGAGUACUCGCCAACAACACUUUCCAGGGACUCACGAAACUGUCUACGCUUAUUGUUAGCUACAAUAAGCUACGAUGUGUUCAGCGGGACGCCCUCAAAGGUCUGACGCAGCUCCGUGUUCUGUCUCUCCACGGGAAUAAUAUUUCAAUGCUCGCCGACGGAGUCUUCAGAGACUUGGAAUCUAUAUCACACGUCGCCCUCGGUUCCAACCCUCUUUACUGCGACUGCUCGACUCGUUGGCUCUCCGAAUGGGCUAAGAACGCCGGCGAAUACGUCGAGCCCGGCAUAGCUCGCUGCGCCGACCCGCCCGCCAUGAGAGACAAACUCAUACUGAGCACGCAAACUUCAGCGUUCGUGUGCAAAGGCAAGCCCCCAUCCGACAUCGUGUCAAAAUGCGACCGCUGCUACAACAAUCCGUGCCGCAAUGGCGGCGCAUGCUCCGCAACGGCCUCUGGCGGUUUCAAGUGUUUAUGUGCAAGAGGUUUCCACGGUGCUACCUGUGACGCGCAGAUAGAUGCGUGCUAUGGCGAGCCGUGCGCGAAUGGUGUUUGUCAGCUGCUUGAAGAAGGGCGGUUCCAUUGCUCCUGCCAGCCUGGUUACACCGGCGUGCGUUGUGAAGUCAACAUAGACGACUGCGCGACACACCGCUGCCAGAACAACGCGACUUGCAUCGAUCAGCUUGAAGGGUACUCGUGCCAAUGCGCCCCUGGAUAUAUGGGCGACUUCUGCGAGAAGAAAAUCCCCUUCUGCACAUCAGAGUUUAACCCCUGCGCUAACGGGGCGACUUGCACCGAUCACGGCAGCCAUUAUUCCUGUAUUUGCCCCCGAGGAUAUUCGGGACAGAACUGCACUACCAACGCUGAUGACUGCGUCAAUCAUAUGUGCCAGAAUGGCGCCACUUGCGUCGACGGUCUCGACGAGUAUAAAUGUGUGUGCUCCGCUGGUUACGCCGGUCGUUACUGCGAAGCCGCCCCACACGCCGCUCUCGGAACUUCACCUUGCGCCCAUCAUGAUUGUGUGCACGGAGUUUGCUAUCUGCCCACUGCCGCACUGGCGUUGCAGGACGACAUUAUGAUGGAGCGCAUGCACAAUGCGCCGGGCGACUACCUCUGCAAGUGCGCGCCCGGCUACUCUGGCCGCCUCUGCGAGUACCUCACAUCGCUUACAUUCAACCACAACGACUCGCUGGUCGAGCUUGAACCACUGCGCACGACGCCGCAAGCCAAUGUUACCCUCGUUUUCAGCACAACUCAGCACCACGGCGUGUUAAUGUACUUCGGUGACAACGAACAUCUCGCUGUCGAGUUGUUCAACGGUCGCAUACGCAUCAGCUACGAUGUUGGCAACCAUCCUACUUCUACCAUGUACAGUUUCGAAAUGGUGUCAGACGGCGCGUACCACAAGGCGGAAUUGGUUGCAGUCAAAAAGAACUUCACUUUGCGAGUCGACGACGGACCAGCUCGCUCCAUCAUCAACGAAGGCAACAAGGAAUACCUUCGCCUCGAGCGGCCCAUGUAUAUCGGCGGCGUGCCGGAAGAUGUCGCUAGGGACGCCUUUAGCAAGUGGCAUCUCCGGAACAUCACCAGCUUUAAGGGAUGCGUGAAAGAAGCCUGGAUCAACCACAAACGGGUGGACUUCGUGAACGCUGCCCGCAUGUCGCGCACCGCAGCGGGGUGCGGGGAGGACGAACCUGCACCACAAGCCCCUCCUUCUGUACUACAGGAUCCUCAUCACUCCCCGGAUCCUUGCGUCCCGAACCCUUGCGCGCGAGGCGGUCGCUGUGUGCGUGAGGACGGUCCAUCUGACUACUCUUGCCGCUGCCGCGCGGGCACCGCCGGCGCGCAGUGUGAACUACGGACAUCUAUCGGUGGCACUCCUGUAAUCACACAGAAGGUACCACAGCGUAAGAUGUCUAUCAACAACGUCCAGGCUUCACCAGCUGCCCCGUCUCACAAACAAGCCGACCAUACACCCGCCGCCGCACCGAAUGGAGCAUGUCGAAAGGAAGCGACCCGCGAAUACAUAGUGGAGGGCAGCUGCCGCAGCCGCCGCGCCGUCCGCUCCGCGCGCUGCGCUGGCACUAGGAACGGCUGCGGCAAGCAGCACUGCUGCGCGCCGCGCAAGACUAAGAAGAGGAAGAUCCGCCUGGUCUGUCCCGAUGGCACACGCAUGAGUAAGGACAUCGAGAUCGUGCGCAAAUGCGCGUGCGGCAAGAAAUGCACUAGAACCACCCCUUUCCACUAAGACUGUAGUAAGCACAAAAGGCCCGGGCAUUUUGGUGGCAGGAAUGUCAAAUGUGCACAAGUUCACAAACUGCUGACAUCUUUCUCUUUUGCUCCAAUUAAGACUUAAUUCGUGUGACAGGGAACGGUUAAAUAUUCGAGAAGUACGCAAGAACCACAACUUUCUACUAAGACUGCAGCUUAGGCCCGGGCAUUUUGGUGGCAGGAAUGUCACGUCCGCUAAAAUUCACAAGCAUCUAUCUCUGUUACUCCAAUUGAGACGUCAUUAGAAUGACAGAGAACGAUGCCAUUCUACAAGUUCGCAUGACCCGACCCUUUCCACUAAAUACAGUAGCUUAGACCCGGGUAUUUUGGUGGCAGGAAUGUCGCAGACAUCUUUUUUUAUUCCGACUGGAACGUCAUUAGAGUGACAGAGAAAGGUGGUUGCAAGGGCUUGAUAUUUUAUUUCUAAACUGAUGAUUACACAGCACAGAAACCUUUUUAGUUUGUAACUAUCACUGCCUGAUUUUUUGUAGAAAAACUUUAAAUCUCCUAAAAUAGUAGUUUUUUUCUAAACUGGCAAUAUUUAUGACAGAACUGAAGCAACGCGCCAACUGACAAUAAUUUUGAGCGUGAAUCUAAAGCUGUACCAGACUGGCAUACCGGACCGCGGUCUUGAAUCGGGAAGCAUAUUUCUUUCUCGUUCUUACUAGUAAUUGUGUCCUACUGGCUACUGGGCCUAUGACAUAAGACCUUCCUUACCACCGGACAGGCCUCAGACCAGACCCAGAUUUCGGUCCGGUACGACCGUCUGUUACAGCUAUUUUAUAGCGAUAGGUCACGGGUAGACUUGAUGAAAUAACGAAUUUACCAAAUGUACAUGUACGAACGUAGUGGCGGCCUAAAAACGUAAAAUGUAAAGGUUUUCAAAUAUAGUAAACAUUUAGAGUUAUCUUAAGAAGUACCAUUUUCAAAUUAGUAAAUAUUUUUCUUUGUAAAAGCACAUAAAUAAAACCUUUCUCAAAAUCUCUAAAGCAGUUACCUACAUUUUCAUAAAAAAUAAAAAUAAAUCUUGAAAAAAAAGGAAGAAUUAAAAUUAAUUGCAAUAAAUGUAAAUGAAGAUAUCUACAGAUUUGAAGAUGGUAUUAACAAUAUUGGUAAUAAGAACAUAACCUCACUUUUUAUAAAAUAUUUAUUAGGUACAGCAUGUAGGUUUAAAAUAUUCACCACGGUAUUUUAUCACACUAGACUAAAAUUGUACUACCACAAGGGUAUCUGACAUUUUUAUUACGAUUAAUAUACAACCAUUAAAAAAAAACUUUGUUCAUAAAUAAAAAUAACAAUGAAGUUUAAUUAUGUGUUCAUUUAAUGUAAUUAUAAUUAAUAUUUAUUAUUUUAAAAGUUGUUUAGUAUUCUGUAGUUUUAAGUUAGUUAAUAAUAUUUAGCUUUAAUUAAAUCAUGGAUCAGUUUAAAACAGAAAUAUAUCAAAAAUAUUAAGUCUUGCCAGCUCUCUUUAAAGAUUGCCAUAAUUUCUUAUAUUCUACUUAAAAAUCAUUGUUUGGCCUAUUCAAUUAGGCUUUAAAAUAAGUAUUUGUAUCACAAAUUUAAGAUAUAAUAAGCCAUGAUAAAGUAGUCAUAGUUAUUAAUAGAAAUGUACUCAUAUCCGUUUCUGACUGAAGUUCUUUUGUAAAGUAAAAAUAUAUAAAAUAUUUAUUGCCAUUUUGUUGCUAAAGUAGGCUUAUUAAUUGUAAAUUUAUUAGACGUUAAGAGUAUGUAAAUCUUACUGUUUAGUGUAACGUGUAUUGCAUUCCUUAUUUAUUUCUACCAUUUUGGUAGUUUCCUUUUUCAUAUGGUAUCUCUGGAGAUAAAACUACCAACCGUUAGGUUAUACAAGCGCUUAAAAUCUGUAAUAUGUUUAUUGUCUGUUUCUUAACAGUAAAACAAGAACUGUUAAAUCUUCACACAACGCAUUUAACGACCUAAAAUAUUUUACAUCAGUAUUAAAAACUAACAGCCAAUAGAAAAAUCUGUCAAAACCAUCCGUCAAUGUUGCUAUUCAAGAUAUUCUUGCCAUGUAUUAUUUUUCAAAAAUACCACAUAUUGGAUAACCUAUAGUCAAUCGACAACUUUGUCAGCGGAAAAAGGUGUAAAAUCCAAAUGUAUGUGCAAAUGAAAAUAUAAUAUUAAAUCACAUUGUUUACAAUAAAGGUUUUGUUGUGGAUACACAGGUUUUGAUGGAUUUCUCUAUUUUAGUUUAAGUAGAUGUUAAGUGUUUUAAUUUGUAGUUCGAUGUGAUGCUUAUAACACUCAUCUCUAUACUAUUUUUUAUAAACCAAUCAUUUCCUUUGGUUAAUCUAUCGGUAAAACACAAGUCUAUCAACAGGGUGACAUGAAUUACUUUAUAGAAAAUAAAUAAGGGCGCCAUUUUGUGACCUGUCACAUUUUUGAUGUAAAAUGUUUACAUGGCAACAUUUUGUAUGGAAUAUGUUAGUUCCACAUUAUUUCUAUUGCAUUGUGGAUUUCUCUAAAUAUCGGUCGAUUUAGAUUUUGACUUUGAAUAAAAUAUACUUCUUAUCUUUUAAACCACAUAGUUAAUUUUUUUUAUAGAAUAAGGGUAGUUUGGAGAUGAGUGGCUUAUAUCGAGUGAUGACGUCAUCGUCGCAUGCGCUUUUUAAUAAUUAAAAUAUAAUAAUUAUUGUCUAUGAACUUUAUAAUUUAUUUGAUGUAAUAAAAGAGGAUGUUAGAUAUAU
Molecule: messenger RNA, 7357 nt
Organism: Leguminivora glycinivorella
Lineage: Eukaryota; Metazoa; Arthropoda; Insecta; Lepidoptera; Tortricidae
Gene: sli
Product: protein slit
Exons: 38
Coding region: 148-4629 (1493 amino acids)
Biological process (GO): negative chemotaxis; axon guidance
Molecular function (GO): calcium ion binding; heparin binding; Roundabout binding
Source: RefSeq, a predicted model, not a curated record